This is a messenger RNA of Acanthisitta chloris (rifleman), 852 nucleotides long. RefSeq names its product bone morphogenetic protein 7-like. Bases 1 to 852 code for a protein of 283 amino acids. Gene Ontology annotation, biological process: SMAD protein signal transduction. Gene Ontology annotation, cellular component: extracellular region. The record is from RefSeq and is a predicted model, not a curated record. Gene Ontology annotation, molecular function: cytokine activity; growth factor activity. The transcript has 4 exons. NCBI's taxonomy places the organism in Eukaryota, Metazoa, Chordata, Aves, Passeriformes, Acanthisittidae.
AUGGAGAAGGGCGAGCAGCUGCUGAAAGCCGAGUUCAGGGUCUUCAAACUGAAGAGGACACAUUGGUCUAGAGGGUCCGACGUGAAACACUUCUGCAGAGUGGAAGUGUAUGAGCUCUUGGAGAGUGGAAGUAAGCCACAAAAAAACCAUCUCAUUGCAUCAAGGUUAUUGUCUAUGUACACAGAAGGCUGGGAAGUCUUCAACGUCACUCAGACAGUUUCCAAGUGGGUUAGAAACAGCAGCUCUAACCAUGGUUUUUUGAUAACUACAACACAUGUGUUCAACAACAGAACUGAACACAACCUGGUUAAGUUUGCCAAGAGCCAGGGCACUUCGCAGGAGAGUAGAAAUGCUCUCCUUGUCCUCUUCACUAACAGUAACAAACGGGGAUCUUCCAGCUUUGUACCCUCAUCCACAAAAUCAGAAGCAAACACUGCCAAAAAUGAUGCUUCACACAUGCCUCAUGAAACUGAUGUCAUGGAAAGCAGCAGUGCAAGCAGGAACAGGAGACCUCGAGCUGCCAAAAGCCAGGGAACAGCGUGUCAUCGAAAGGAACUCUAUGUUGACUUCCGUGCCAUUGGCUGGUCAGGAUGGAUUAUUUACCCAAGUGGAUACAAUGCAUUUUAUUGCAGGGGAUCCUGUCUCUUCCCUUUGGGGGAAAGUCUAAAUGCGACAAACCAUGCUACAGUUCAGUCCAUUGUCCAUACACUGAAACUCUCUCAAGAUGUCAGCACACCCUGCUGUGUGCCAAAUGAAUUGAAGUCCCUCAAUCUUCUCUACUUUGAUGACAAAGAGAAUGUGGUCCUUAAAAAUUAUAAAGACAUGGUGGCAACAACCUGUGGUUGUCAUUAG